GAUAAGUAUAAGCCACAAAGAUGCAACGUGAAUAAGUUGGAUAUUGUACAGUGUAGAUGACUGGCUUCAGGUACUCUUUGAACACUUUAAUUUAUAUCAAUAUCAAUUGUUCUCAAUAAUUCAAGAAAAAUCUUAAUCAGGUAUACCACAGUGAACUACAUAGGCGUCAUCAAUAUCAUUCUUUGUUACAAUGCCAUUAAUUCUAUGCCACUGGUUUUUCCUAUUUUGGUGGUCAUUCGCCAUAGUUAUAUACAGUGAGGCGUCAGCUGACGUAAUGAAACAUCCUAACUGGUCGCUACUGGACGACGAACAGUGUGGAAUUUCAAAUUCGGAUCGAAUAAUAGGAGGAAAGAAUGCAUCCUUGGGUGCGUAUCCGUGGAUAACAAGAAUUGGUUACAGUAAAAUUUCUAAAAUGAGUACUGAAUUGAUUUAUCGUUGUGGAGGAUCCUUAAUCAAUAAAAUCUACGUACUCACAGCGGCUCAUUGCGUGGCUAAUUUGCCUGCAAGUUACAGGGUGUCUAGAAUAAGAUUAGGGGAACAUAAUACAGUUACAAAUCCAGAUUGCGAAAACGAUUACUGCGGAGAAGCAGUUCAGGAUUUGAAACCAGUCAAAAUAAUUGUACACAAGGGUUACAAUCAUGUUCCAUUUAAAAAUGACAUUGCUUUGAUACGCUUAGAAAAGCCCGCCAAGUUCAGCGAAUUUGUAAAGCCAAUUUGCAUGGUGAGAGAUGAGCUGUUGCUGAAAGACUUUCUUGGUCAGACUGCAGAAGUUGCUGGUUGGGGUAUAUACGACAUAAACGAUCCAAGACCCAGUACCAUACUCCAAACUAUCAGACUCCCUAUUGUGGAUGUUGAAAGAUGCAGAAAGGCCUUCAAAUCUCAUGCUGAUGUAGGAGAGGAACAAAUAUGCGUGGGUGGAGUAAUAGGACAGGAUUCAUGUGGUGGUGACAGUGGUGGCCCACUUAUGAAAGUGGAGUCUGUACAUGGACCACCAAAAUAUUUUAUCAUAGGUCUGGUAUCCUUUGGUGCUAAGCACUGUGGAGAAUCCAUGACCCCUGCUGUAUAUACAAAGAUGUCUUAUUAUUUAUCCUGGAUUCUGAAUAAUAUCUCAUCUUUAUUGCAAGUUAACAAAAUAUUUAAAAGUGGACACAGGAUGUGGUACCUCCUGGGGAAAUUGCUUUUACUAGAAAUUCUGCUCACGGACACGAUAUAUGCGCAAUUUCCCAGCAACGUUCAAUCUGAUUGCACAGCCCCUAAUAAUGUUCCUGGUAACUGCAUCAGUAUCCGAAACUGUCCGGCACUUCUUAGUCUUCUUCAGAGCCGACCACUGACUUCUCAAACUAUUACAUUGCUGAGACAAGUACAGUGUGGCUUCGAGGGUAGAGAUCCAAAGGUCUGUUGCGCUAGAACCAACGGAAAUGUCAGUCCACGUCCGGGUGGUCAGCAGAUUUCUCCAGGAACCGAGACACCACUGAAUCCGUCAUUAAAUCCAACCGUUGACUAUAAUUUGAGUCAGAAUUCUUUGUUGCCAUCUGACUGCGGUCGAGAUCUUUCUCAGAGAAUUGUCGGUGGAGAACGUACCGACCUGGACGAGUUCCCUUGGAUGACCCUGUUGGAAUAUACUAAGCCUAAUGGUCGUACCACGGCUUGUGGUGGAGUCCUCAUAAGCAGGCGGUAUGUACUUACAGCAGCUCACUGUAUCAAAGGCAAGGAUCUACCGAAGAGCUGGAACCUAGUGAACGUACGUCUUGGAGAAUACGAUACUGAAACAGAGACUGAUUGUAUUCAGGAUGGUGACAAUACACAAGUCUGUGCCGAUGAUCCUAUCUCUAUAGGUAUUGAAGAACAAAUUGCUCACGAGGGGUACAAACCAGCUUCCAGAGAUCAGAGGAAUGAUAUUGCUCUCUUGAGACUCUCCAGAGAUGUUACCUUUACUGAUUUUAUAAAACCAAUAUGUCUUCCGACCAAUUCGUCCUUCGGACAGAAACUGUUUGUUGCUGGUUGGGGUAAAACUGAAAGCAGAUCAGAAUCCAAUGUUAAGCUUAAGGUCUCUAUACCUAUUGUGGAGAAUUCAGAAUGCUCUAGGACCUACAAUAAUGCUGGUGUGAGACUUGGCGCUGGACAAAUUUGUGCCGGUGGUCAGAGGGGUAAGGAUUCGUGUAGAGGAGACUCUGGUGGUCCUCUGAUGUCUGUUGAAAGGAGUCAGGAUGGUACAGGAAAAUGGACGGCUGUUGGAGUUGUUUCCUUUGGUCCUUCACCUUGUGGUAUGCAAGGCUGGCCUGGUGUCUAUACCAAAGUCGCAGAUUUUAUACCUUGGAUACUCAGUAAGAUGAGACCGUAAUUCUGUCAUGAUGUAAAGACAUUCUGGAAAACUUAUUUUUCUCACUUUUUCUUAUAUAUUACGACUUUUUCAUACUAUUAUCUUGAUCGUCAAGAAUUGAUAUAUUCAUCAUAUACAACAGGUAUCCCGUAACUUGUACUUGAUUUCUUAUUUCAUUGACUGUGAUCCUUGGUCGUCAUCAUCUAGAAUUCAUGUGGGAUGCGUACCAUGUGUAUAUGCAAUUGAAAUAUCCUCGUACGUAAUUAACAAUUACGUCAGUACAAUAAUACUUAAGAAUUUUAUAUGUCGAUAUUUUCUAAGUCUGUCAUCAUACCACAGUGUGCUAUCUAUUGUACAUAGCAAACAAAAAUAAAUACGAUAAAAAUCUA
This is a messenger RNA of Cephus cinctus (wheat stem sawfly), 2709 nucleotides long. RefSeq lists its product as uncharacterized. Gene Ontology annotation, biological process: proteolysis. The coding region runs from base 191 to 2341 and encodes 716 amino acids. NCBI's taxonomy places the organism in Eukaryota, Metazoa, Arthropoda, Insecta, Hymenoptera, Cephidae. The record is from RefSeq and is a predicted model, not a curated record. Gene Ontology annotation, molecular function: serine-type endopeptidase activity. The transcript has 9 exons.